UGAGGGGGCGUGGCUUCAAACUCUGGUCAAUCAUAAAACCACACUGCAAAACUUUGAUCUUCCCCACUCACACCCGGAGUCGCGAGACAAACAGAGGCAUCUCACAAACGAGGACUUGAACAACUCAGGCAAAAUGGUCAAAGUCGGUAUCAAUGGAUUCGGCCGUAUUGGUCGCCUGGUGACCCGUGCUGCUUUCACCUCCAAGAAGGUGGAGAUUGUGGCCAUCAAUGAUCCUUUCAUCGACCUGGAGUACAUGGUCUACAUGUUCAAGUAUGACUCCACUCACGGCCGUUUCAAGUGCGAGGUCAAGAUUGAGGGUGACAAGCUGGUGAUUGAUGGACAGAAAAUCACAGUUUUCCACGAGAGGGACCCGGCUAACAUCAAAUGGGGCGAAGCUGGUGCCCAUUAUGUUGUUGAGUCCACCGGUGUGUUCACCACCAUUGAAAAGGCUUCUGCUCACUUGAAGGGUGGUGCCAAGAGAGUCGUCAUCUCUGCUCCCAGCGCUGAUGCUCCCAUGUUCGUUAUGGGUGUCAACCAUGAGAAGUAUGACAAGUCCCUCCCCGUCGUCAGCAACGCUUCCUGCACAACCAACUGCCUGGCUCCUCUGGCCAAGGUCAUCAAUGACAACUUCGGCAUUGUUGAAGGGCUGAUGAGCACUGUCCAUGCCAUCACCGCCACCCAGAAGACUGUGGAUGGUCCCUCUGGUAAACUGUGGAGGGACGGCCGCGGUGCCAGCCAGAACAUUAUCCCUGCCUCUACUGGUGCUGCCAAGGCUGUGGGCAAGGUCAUCCCUGAGCUCAACGGCAAAUUGACAGGCAUGGCCUUCAGGGUCCCCACCCCCAACGUCUCUGUUGUUGACCUGACAGUCCGUUUGGAGAAACCAGCCAAAUAUGAUGACAUCAAGAAAGUCAUUAAGGCUGCAGCUGAUGGACCCAUGAAGGGUAUCCUGGCAUACACAGAGGACCAGGUUGUCUCCACAGACUUUAAUGGUGACUUGCACUCCUCCAUCUUUGAUGCCGGCGCCGGCAUUGCUCUUAAUGACCACUUUGUCAAACUGGUCUCAUGGUAUGACAACGAGUUUGCAUACAGCAACCGUGUAUGUGACCUUAUGGCCCACAUGUCUUCAAAGGAGUAAACCAGCCAGCCAAUUAGCCAUCCCUGUACUAUGCCACAUCACCUACAUCCUCCUCAAUCCAGAGUUACAUGUGGUGCAAUAAGACAUUGUGUUAUCUGUGGCUCAGCCUGGUUUCCAUGAGAUGGUCGACCCCCAUUAGAUGCCUGAGGAAAGAUCCCACAGAGAGCAAACAAAACAGAUUCAAAUUGGUGACCAAUUACUUUUUUUGUAUUUGUUAAACUCCCUGUUCUGUUCUUGUGUGAGAUGGAGUGAAGGUGUGAGAGCUCAUUUGUCUGCAGUGCUGAAGAACUGCAGAUAGAGUUGGAAUAAAGUCCUCUGUUUGUGAGA
This is a messenger RNA of Notolabrus celidotus (New Zealand spotty), 1462 nucleotides long. RefSeq names its product glyceraldehyde-3-phosphate dehydrogenase (gene gapdh). The transcript is spliced from 12 exons. The record is from RefSeq and is a predicted model, not a curated record. The coding region runs from base 134 to 1135 and encodes 333 amino acids. Lineage: Eukaryota; Metazoa; Chordata; Actinopteri; Labriformes; Labridae. Gene Ontology annotation, biological process: glucose metabolic process. Gene Ontology annotation, molecular function: NAD binding; oxidoreductase activity, acting on the aldehyde or oxo group of donors, NAD or NADP as acceptor; NADP binding.